Molecule: messenger RNA, 363 nt
Organism: Cylicostephanus goldi
Lineage: Eukaryota; Metazoa; Nematoda; Chromadorea; Rhabditida; Strongylidae
Source: the annotation of a GenBank genome assembly
AUGAAGAAUCAGCUCCCCCAAGAUAUGUCCGGGAAGACACCUUUUGAUAUGGAACAGUACAAAUACAUGUUUGGCACAACUCGAAUACCUAGGAAAGGAUGUGACGAGAUUCGUUAUGGCUUUACCAACGAAAAUCAACCGAGGCACAUCAUUGUCAUCCACAACGGGCAUGUAUUUUCAAUGCCUGUGCUCAACAAGGCCCGUCAGCCUUUGUCAAUUUCGGCGCUGUUGGCUUUGUUCCGAGAAAUUAUCGAAAAAAGCCCAGAGAGGCUCACUCAUUCGGUUGGCAUUGUAUCGUCAGACAAACGUGAUCGAUGGGCAGGGAUUUACAAGCAGCUUGAGGGUAAUCCAGUGCUUUUUUAG